Messenger RNA from Striga asiatica, 1356 nucleotides. Lineage: Eukaryota; Viridiplantae; Streptophyta; Magnoliopsida; Lamiales; Orobanchaceae. The record is from the annotation of a GenBank genome assembly.
AUGGCUCCAUUUCAAGACUCUCGUCUGAAGAAGCUAUUUUUUCUGUAUGUUUUCUCACUCCUUUUCAUCACUCCUUCACUCAUUUCAGCUCAUUACCACCAAAACCCACCAAAGAGAAGUUUGUUAGAGUUGAAAGAAAAUGAAGAUCAGCCAAUCACGAACAAGGUCCAGAAAAUCUCCUCCAAGAACAACCGAACCAAACUCGUCAAGCCCACUUCCAAUUCAUCCAAGAACCAAACCAAGCCCAUUAAAUUCCCUUCUGAUCCAUCGUCCAAGACCAACAAGACCAAGCCCACCAAGGCGAGCCUACUUGAACACCCAGCGCCGCCGACCAAGCUCAAGAAACUCAACUCCACUUCCAAAUCAAACUCAACUUCUCUUUCAACCAAGAAAACCUCAGAUCUAUCUGCCAAGCCCACUACAAGCAAGCAGACAAAAGCCCAGAAAAAUCAGCCCAUUUGGACUGAAGCCGACGACGACGACUUGGUUGCCGGAUUUAGGGAUCUGCCGACAAAAUUUCAACAAUCAAUCGUUCCAGACUUGCAGAAAAUCUCAAAAACUUCUCAAAAUUACAUCACAAAAUACAACAAAGAAUUUACCAAGGGAUUCAAACCUUAUUUCGGCCAUAAAUACGCUUCCGCCAUUGCUCCUUUAGCCUUGCUUGCUUUCGUCUUGAUCCCUCUGAUUAUCGUGUCGCUCAUUUUCAGCAAAAUCAGAGCCUAUUUUUCUCUCCAGAAGCUCUUGAUUUUCAUCCAGGUUUAUCUAGCCAUUUAUUUCGCCAUCCUGGGCCUGUCGGCCUUGGCCACAGGGCUCGAGCCGCUGAGGUUUUUCUACUCUACGUCGCGGUCCACCUACGUGUGCGUGCAGGUUCUGCAAACGCUGGCUUAUGUGGUGUAUCUGCUGAUCUUGUUGAUGCAUCUGAUUCUGGUGUUCUCGACUAAGGCUGGGCCGGUGACUAGGCUCUUGGGCCUGGGCCAGACUUUCGUGGGUUUCGCGGUUGGGCUUCAUUACUACAUGGCGGUGUUCCACAAGGCCGUGCUGCAGCAGCCGCCCAAGAUUAGUUGGCGGGUGCACGCGAUCUACGCCACGUGUUUUCUUUUGAUUUGUCUGUUGGGUAGAGUUGACAGGGAUACUUGGAGAAAGUGCUUGCCUACAAGUAGGCAAUCCCCUUCACCAGUUUCUGUGGAGGUGUUGGAAGAACUGCUCAAGCAAAGAACAAGCACUCUAACGGUGAAAGGUUUGGAUGUGGAUGCACUCUUUAUUUUCCACAUUCAGGUUAACCAGGCCCAGAAGCAGAGGCAUCGGACAUAUCGUGCUCAUGGACAAAUCAAUUAUAUGUCAAACCUUUUCUUUUAA